AUGUCGGCUAAAUAUAGUGUUAAUGAGCCCAGCGUCCUGGGCGCGGACUGGUACUGUAUGUACAGGACGGAGGAGCGCGUUGAGUUUGAGAAAAAGCACUUUGAAAUGGCGAUGAUGAACGUUGUUCGACAUCCUAACAUCAACUCUACGGUGAUUUUACGUGCAGAUAUGCUCAAGGAAUGGGAAUAUGACGCGGAGACCGGUGCGCAACUUUCGUUUAAGGAGGAGAAACAUACGGUCGCGGAUUCUGAGGCUCAAGUGGUCAAUGAAGAUGACCUACAGGUGCGUGGGAUCGAGACCAGUUUGGAUCUGCAACUUGCACAGAAAACGGCAAUGGUGCGGCGAAUAAUUCCUCGGAACCCUUACAAAGACGCCAUCAUAAACCAGACGUGUUUACUGCUCAACUCUCGGACUUUCACAGAUACUUCUUUGAUCACAUACACCCCUCAUCUGCAAGAAAAAGACCAGUGUCCAUUUUACAUUCCACACGUUAAAGCGGUGGGGAUUUUGCUUCAUGAGCAGCGCUUAUCUGUGCAUUACGUGCCAUUUACCCCACAGGACGCUCAGGAAUUUCAAGACGAGGGCGAACGUGUUGUCAGAACGGCGCGUCGUCUGCUGCAAACAGCCAACAAACAUUCAACCGGUGUGAAAGCUGGAUACGAAAAGAAAGUCACACACGACGUGGUUGUUGACAAAGUACUGUUCCAGGAUCGGUACAUUGCACUCAAAAAAAAAUAUUCAAAAUUUUUGGUCGACAAUUGGGCUGAGAGUACGGACCCGAAAAAACACGUUUUCGAAGACAUAGCCAUUGCUGCGUUUCUGAUAGAGCUGUGGAUCAAGCUUUAUGGGCCUUUAUUUGCCACCAAGAUGCAGUUCAGAGACCUUGGUUGUGGCAACGGUGUUCUAUGCUAUUUACUGCUCCAGGAGGGCAUUAGCGGCGUUGGAAUUGAUGCUCGUCAACGGAAGUCCUGGAAAAUCUACCCCAAAGAGGUUCAAAAGAAGCUGCAGGAGCAGGUCAUAAUACCGUCCAUCUUGCUGCGACCCCAUCCGGAAAUCAAGAAACGAGCACCAGAGCUUUAUCACAACGGCAGGUACUUCCCCAUAAAGAUACAAGAUAAAAUUGCACCUGCCACCGUCGUAUACUCAAGUGAGGAUCUGUUAAAGUCUUCUAGCGUCAAUGUAACCGAGUUUCCACGCGACACUUUCAUAAUAGGGAACCACUCUGACGAACUCACAUGUUGGAUUCCACUUCUAGGAUACCCCUUUGUCGUAAUACCUUGCUGCUCGCAUGGAUUUUCUGGCCAGAGGGCUCGCUAUGGUGUCAAAAAGAGCUCCAUGAAAAGUGGAAACAGCACUUACGCUGGAUUGGUGGACCGUGUAGAAGCUCUGGCCGCUCGUGUGGGAUGGGAUGUUGAAAGAGAAAUGCUAAGGAUUCCCAGCACGAGAAACGCCGCGAUAGUGGGCACGAAAAACUCGCAUCUCGACCAGUGGCCUACUCAAGAGGUUUAUGACACUAUUUUGGAGGGUGGUGGCGCGGACGGCUGGGUCGAAAACACAAUGGCUUUGGCUAAAAAGACACCAAGAGGUCAUUAA
Messenger RNA from Lachancea lanzarotensis, 1593 nucleotides. It is a transcript of the gene TRM44, whose product is annotated as LALA0S04e04874g1_1. The transcript has a single exon. The coding region runs from base 1 to 1593 and encodes 530 amino acids. The record is from RefSeq and is a predicted model, not a curated record. Lineage: Eukaryota; Fungi; Ascomycota; Saccharomycetes; Saccharomycetales; Saccharomycetaceae. Gene Ontology annotation, biological process: tRNA methylation. Gene Ontology annotation, molecular function: tRNA (uridine) methyltransferase activity.